This is a messenger RNA of Megalopta genalis, 2835 nucleotides long. RefSeq lists its product as uncharacterized. Lineage: Eukaryota; Metazoa; Arthropoda; Insecta; Hymenoptera; Halictidae. The record is from RefSeq and is a predicted model, not a curated record.
AUGAGAAAUGCCGUCGUGUUACGCCGGUGAAACUAUAAUCGCGUUGUCCCUCUCGCGGUUCAAGCGAAGGCAUAUAAGGCGGGUUGUUGCGGGCUCUGCUUCAUCAGUCCCAAAUACACACGACGAGACCGCCAAGCGAGCAGGUUUAAGGUCGAGCGUAGCCAUGGGGUCUAUCGCGUUCCACAUCGCCGCGAUCCUUCUUCUUGCGAUCGGUCCCAGCCAAGCGAGAACUUCCGGCAGAGAUUUGUCCAAAGCGAGCGGCUCCCAGCUGGACGCCUUGGUCGCCGAGCCAUCUCCACCGGCGACCACAGCGAAAGAAGAGCCGCGGAAGGAAGACGCCGUCGAAGAGCCUGGAAAAGAGAACGUCGGAGGAGAAGACCAGCUGCCUAUCUUGCCGCCCAUAAUCCUUCUGGACUUCGGCAACAACACGGACGAGGAGAACGCGACGUCGGAGGAGAAGUCCAAGCGAACCGUGAACGGCGGUCUCGGCUACGGCCUCGACAAGAACAGCCUGCAGCCGAGGCGGUACAACUACUACUUCCCGGCCGGGAAAUCGGGCACCACGGUGAGCAUCGAGGAGUCGAUCAGCCCGUUCCUGCCGAAAACCAUCGUCGAGAAGGUGCAGCCAGCCGGCCAGAAAGGGUACUACCUCGGUAGCCAGCAGAACAGCUUCGCGGCACAGCAGCCGGCCAGCCAGCAAACUCAGAAACAAUCUUCCCAGAGUCUUCAAUUUUUGAACACGUUGCAGACGAUGGGACAGUUCGGUCUGCGGACGAAGCCGCACGCUUCAGCGGCGGGUCUCGGCUCGUACCAAAAGCCGCAGUCGACACCGAAGCCGGCGCUGGCCGGUUCGCUCGGCGUCCAGAAUACGGGACACAGAAGCAACGAGAUCCCGUCCACCACGCAAUCCCCUUUGGCCUUCAGUCCCACAGAGACGGUCAGAUAUGUGACGCCGAGCCCGGCGAGCUUCGCGAGUCCGCAGGCCGGCUCGUUCCACUACGCGCGACAGGGCGCCCUCGCGGCGAGCUACGCUCAAAGGCAGCAGUCCAAUAUCAAUUCCCAGGGCUUCGGCUCGGCCCCACAAAGCGUCGAGAGCUCGACAAUCUCGCCGGUCAGCUAUAAUCCCCGUUACCAGGGCUCCGGGCAGCAGGCGCAACCGCCCGGUCCCAGGUACUCGCUCGAGAACGGCGUCCGCUACGAGAACAAGGUGUUCUGGAAGUACCCGGACGGCCGGGUGUCGGACGUCCCCCCGGCCACUUACGUGGAGACUUACUCGCGGUACCCGGAACCAGACGGGCAGCCGGCCAGGUCCCAGGCUGCUCAUUCGGUCUACGAGGUCAGCUCCACGGAGAACAGCGUCUAUUCCCAGGGGCCGGUGCAGUUCCCCGCGGUUUCCGAGCAGGCCGAGCAGGAGCCGAACCAGUUCGUCUCCUCGGAAUCGUUGACAGGGAACUCGCCGCAGCAACAAGUGUUCCGUCACGGUUACCAGGCUUUAGCGGGCCAGAGGCAGAACCAGCCGCAGCAGCGGAAACCCGCCGUGGCGACCUCCUACUCGUUCGCCACUUCCGGCAGGCUGCAGUCGCAAGGCCACAAGGUCACCCAAGGCUCGCUCUACCAGCCGGUCACCUCCAGGUACAUGGUGAACGGCCCCGACCCGGAGUACACCGCCGACUAUACCACCGAGUCCGCCGCGAACAUCACCACGCCGAACUUCUUCGCCUCGCUCGGGGAGCAAUCUUCUCGGCUGAAGUACACGCACAAGGUUCAAAAUUACCUGGACUCGGCGCUGAGCGAAUCAGAGGGGUCCAAGAGGCAGAGCCUGCCCAACAACGAUUUAAACAGCUACUCGAAUCUGCAGUACUCCGACCUGCUGAACUACAACCCCUCCAUCUCCGAGUACAUCAGGAACCCGUCGUCCAUCUUGAACGUCAGGCCGACGUUCGUCCAAGCGGGCAACUCGCUGAUCCCGGUGAUCAUACUGCGAGUGGACGGCGUCUCGCCUAUCCAGGCGAAAGCGGGACAGAACAUCAAUCUGAAGGCUCUGUUGCAGCAGUAUCUGAUCCAGUACGCGAACAGCAUCCAGGAUUUGGCUCGGCCUUCUACGUACAACCUUGGGACCGAGUCGAUUGCGAACGGCCAGAGCCAAGCUGCCGGCAAAAGCCCGAUUCUGGAUCUGAUCAGACUGACCCAGGAAGACGCACGGAACGCUCCGCCGGUUUACGAUCCCAACGAUUAUGUCGGCAGGUCCAGCUACGAGACCAGCAAUCUCGAGUUCGCGAAAUCGUACGCGGACGGCCGAUACGGCGACCGCGCGCCGCUACGGCAGAAGACGAAGAGCGUCCAGAUCGUCGACGACCCGAGGUUCACCAGUUAUAAGACGAAGAACUGAUGGUGUACUAUCGUUGCUCGGAACGCGAUCGGUACGACGAGGAUGUUAUUACUGUUUGGAGAUUCACGAUUCAAAACGACGACGAUUCUGGAAGCGGCGCGUCGAUUCUCGUUGCGGGAGAUCACGUGUGCCAUCGAUGCUCGAUUCAAUGUCACGGUCGUUUGUUAGUAUGUUAUGUACAGUGGGUGUAGAAAGUAUUCAGCUUUUGAAACGUAAUAACUUUAUUGUAAUUGGGCCAGGAGGCCUAAAUUUGUUUGGCGAUGUUAGAGUGAUUAGUUUGCUAGACAAGGGCUGAGAAAUUAUUUUCAAGGUUAAAUGAUCGUUCUUCAACCUUUUUAUUCGAGGCUAUAACGAAACUUAUAUGCAUACAGAAGAUUUCAUCGAAAUCGAUCGACGCAUAGUCAAGCUGCAACCACUGAAAGAUGUAAAAAUUAUUUGCUUUUGAA